UGUUUGCCUGUCGUCUUUUGUGGUAUUGCGAGAAAAGCCGAUGUUUCUUCGGAAACUGGUUUUACAGGAGCGGAGUGUUUUUCCUGCUGCACCGCUGAAGUGCUCCGCUCUCAGUGUGCGGUGCGUUCACUGACCUGCGGUGCGGUCCGGGCCCGGGAUGGAGGGGGGGCUCGGCGGGGACGAGGCUCGGCUCAGGCUGCUGUUUGACGGCUGUGGCGGGACGUCUUCGGGCUUCCUGGACGGAGACGGACUGGCUGAACUGUGCAGGCGGCUGCAGCUGGAGGGACACACACACACGCUGCAGGAGACGCUGCUGCACACACACAACUACGGCCAAGUCAGCUUCCAGGACUUCCACCGGGCUCUGCUGGACGUCCUGUCUCCUGCGGUGGACGUCCUGUCUCCUGCGGUGGACGUCCUGUCUCCUGCUGUUGACGUCCUGUCUCCUGCGGUGGACAUCCUGUCUCCUGCUGUUGACGUCCUGUCUCCUGCGGUGGACAUCCUGUCUCCUGCGCUGGACGUCCUGUCUCCUGCUGUUGACGUCUUGUCUCCUGCGGUGGACGUCCUGUCUCCUGCACUGGACGUCCUGUCUCCUGCGCUGGACGUCCUGUCUCCUGCGGUGGACGUCCUGUCUCCUGUGCUGGACGUCCUGUCUCCUGCGGUGGACAUCCUGUCUCCUGCGGUGGACGUCCUGUCUCCUGCGCUGGACUCCAGCUCAGAGGACGACACCAGCUACCUGGACCCAGUGAUCCCUGAGGUGGAGCAGCCGAAGCUGGUGGUGGGGCUGAAGCGUUACGGCCGCCGCUCUCGUCCUGAAGCCUUUCUGACUGCCGGGUGGAGUCCUGAGGUCAGAAGGUCGUCCUCUCUGGACAGCGUGGAGAGCCUGAAGUCUGAGGAGGACAAGAGACGGAGGAGCUGCUGCCCGUCUGCAGGUGGAGUUCAGCCAAUCAGCAUCCAGGACUGCCAGUCUGACUCCACCCUCUUCUCAUGCUCCACCCCUGUGAAAUCAGCUGACCUGCAGAUGGCGUCUCACAUGGCCGUGGCGGUGUUGGGGGCGGAGCCUGGACGGACGGCGUCCCCCUCGUUGCUGACGGCGGCGGCGGGACAGACGGUCCUGAGCCGCCUGGACGAUGGAUCCGGGUUCACCAGUCCAGACCGGGUGGAGGGUCUGUGGAGGGAGGAGGGGCUCCGGAACGGCCGGGAGGUCCUGCAGACCCUGGACUUCCCCGUGGACGAGCGUCUCAGCCUGGCAGACCUGACCCUGGCCCUGGACAACGAGCUGCUGGUCAGCGGGAACGGGAUCCACCAGGCGGCGCUGCUGUCCUACAAGGACGAGGUCCAGCAUCUGCAGGACAUGUUGGACGCCGCCCGCCGGCAGAGGGACAGGCUGAGGACGGACCUGGACCGGUCCGACCUCCGGAACCUGCAGCUGGUCCGGGAGGCGGAGGACCGGCAGGCCGGCCUGGAGACCCGGACCCGGACCCGGAUCAGGGCCCUGGAGCGGGACUGCCGGGACCGGGUCUGGGCGGCCCGCCUGCAGGCGGAGCAGGAGAGCGAGGCGCUGCUGGAGCAGGCGCGGCGGGACAGCGAGGCGCUGCUGGAGGAGCUGGCGCCGCUGCGGCGGCGGGAGGCGGAGCUAAAGGAGGAGCUGAGCGCCGCCGCCAGGGAGAACCAGGGUCUCCAUCAGCAGCUGGACUCUCUGAAGCUGCAGCUCGGCGCCUCCAGCAGGUCAGCAGAGGAGCUGCGAGGAGAGCUGCAGCUGCUGCUGCUGCACCAGUUUGGGGGGACGGACGCUGCUGGAGAGGACCGGUUGUCUGAGACCAUCAGAGACUACGAGCUGCAGUGCAGGGAGCUGCGGGACAGAAACGACGAGCUGAGUGCAGAGCUGGAGCUGCUGCAGGGACGGAGGACACACACCGGGACACACACCACCCAGGCCCACUCUGAUGACUCAGACAUGAAGCGCAGCUCCUCUCCUCCAGACGCCAAGAAACUGAAGCCAGUCAGCCCAGACAGAGUGCCGGCCGGGGUGAGCAUCCAGACGGAGCUGGCUCUGGAGCAGCUGAAACAGAAACAUGAGGAGGAGCUGCAGCAGCUCCACGUGCAGCUGGAGACGCAGGUGAACUACUACGAGCGCCGCCUGGAGCUGAUGAGGCAGAGCAUGGAGGUGGAGCGGAAAGACAUUUCCCAGGCCUUCAAGCUGGAGAUCAGCGAGCUGGAGGAGCAGAAGCAGCGGGUGGAGCAGCAGGUGGAGCAGCUGAGAGACACGGUGGACAGACUGUCCAAUCAGCUGCCGUCUGGAGGACGAGGGUGGAGCGGAGAGCAGGAGCGCCGCAUGCAGCGGGAGCAGGCGGAGGUGGAGCAGAACUUCGCCACGGAGAUCAGGAACCUGGUGGAGCAGCUCCGGAUGGAGAAGGAGCAGCUGGAGGCGGAGCUAAAGCUGACCAAUGACCAGGAGCUGCAGCGGCUCCGGGCUCAGCUGGAGGUCUCUCGCUCAGAGUCGUCCUCGCUGCAGGAGCGUCUGCACCUCCUCCAGCAGGAGGUUCAGACUCUGGAGGAGGAGGCGGAGAAGAGAAGGAGGAAGCUCCAGGAGAGCGAGAGGGAGCAGCAGAGGAGCAGGGAGGAGCAGGAGAGGCUGCAGCGGGAGAACUCCAGGUUCCAUGAGGAGGUUCUGCAGCUGAGCAGCAGGAACCUGCAGCUGAGUGAGGAGAACGCCGCUCUGACGUCCCGCCUGCACGGAGAGCAGGAGUCGGUCCGGACGCUGCGGGAGCGUCGGGAGGAGGAGGGGCUGACGGUGAGCCAAUCAGAGGGCGGCGCGGGGCUGCGGGGCGCGGCGAUGCUCAGGAGCUGCUGCGUGUUGCAGGUGCGGCGGCUGCAGGACGCCAAAACGCUGCUGGAGGAGGAACUGAGCGGCUGCAAGCGGCAGCUCAUUGGGCAGCGCGACUUGGAGGCGGAGCUCCGAGGAGCCGAAGAAGACAAACGUAAACUGCUGAGAGACGCUGAAGACGCUAAAACCAAGGUGGAGAUGCUUCAGCGCUCUCUGGUCUCCAUGGAGACGCAGGUGGAGCAUCUGCUCUUCCAAGUGAAUGAGGACAAGCUAGGCCACGCCCACCAAGUGUCCCAGCUGCAGCUCCAGCUCCAGCAGGCUCAGGACAAGGUGGAGCAGCUGGAGUCGAGCCUCAAGACAGUGAUGGAGGAGAAGGAGCAGCAGGAAGCUCAGAACCUGGGAGCCAAAGACCAGGUUCUCAAACUGAAAGAGGAACAGCAGAGUGUGAGGAGCAGACUGAAGCUGGAGGAGGAGGCUCACAUGCUGGCCCAGGACCAGGCCCUGCGAGCCACCGCCGCCCUCAGCCAGCUGCAGGAGCAGCUGCAGCGAGCGCAGGAGGCGCAGCGGCAGGAGGCGCAGCAGCAGGAGGCGCAGCAGCAGGAGGCGCAGCGGGAGGAGGCGCAGCGGCAGGAGGCGCAGCGGCAGGAGGCGCAGCAGCGGGAGGCGCAGCGGGAGGAGGCACAGCGGGAGGCGGCGCAGCUGCUGCAGGUGCAGUUGGAGGAGGAGCAAAGGCGGAGUCAGAAGUUGGAGGAGGUGCUGAAGCUGAGGAGUGAACAGCAGCAGGGACAGUACGAGAAGACGCUGUCGGUCCUGCAGCGGCACAGCGAGGAGCUGCAGCUGCAGCUGAAGGCCGUCCAGCUGCUGCUGCAGGAGAAGGCGGAGCAGCUGAAGGAAGAGCUGCUGAGGAGCAGGACCUGCAGCUCCCGCCUGAAGGAGGCGUAUGUGGAGAACGUCCAGCUGAUGGCGGCGUUGAGCGUCACCGAGCGGCGCCAGAAGGAGGCGGAGAAGAAGAGCCGGGGUCUGGAGGACCAGCUGGAGGCCCUGAAGCAGCUGCUGACGGAGGUCGUCUCCGUCGCCCUCGCCACAUGACCGCGGCCGCCGGCGUUGUGGGCGGAGCCCGAUCAGUGUUCUUAUGGGAGUUUUAAUUCCUGUCGUGAAUAAAGUUUUCUUUUUCUCCAUCAGA
Messenger RNA from Salarias fasciatus (jewelled blenny), 4010 nucleotides. RefSeq names its product ninein-like protein. Gene Ontology annotation, cellular component: centrosome. The record is from RefSeq and is a predicted model, not a curated record. The transcript is spliced from 29 exons. Bases 158 to 3916 code for a protein of 1252 amino acids. NCBI's taxonomy places the organism in Eukaryota, Metazoa, Chordata, Actinopteri, Blenniiformes, Blenniidae. Gene Ontology annotation, biological process: microtubule anchoring at centrosome.